AUGGCAGAGGGUGCGGUGUUCCAACUUCUAUCCAACUUCGCACCCUAUCUCCAGGAAGAGGUAAACCUGUUAACCGGAGUGGGGGAGGAGAUUGAAUUCAUUAGAGCCGAAUUCGAGCGCAUGACAAAUUUCCUCAGAGUAGCUGAUGCUGUGGAAGAGAGAAACCUGGAACUCAAAGUAUGGUUGAAGCAAGUUCGAGAAGCUGCAUAUGACACUGCAGAUGCUCUUGACAUUGCAGAUGCUCUUGACAUGUACAUGCUUCGCCUUGGACAUCAACAUGGCGCAGGAUUCUGCGGGUUUAUUUGCAAGGUUUCUUGCUUUAUUAAGACUUUGAAAGCUCGCCACCAAAUUGCUUCUGAAGUAAAACGAAUCAAGUCCAAAUUCAUUGAUAUUUCCACGGGAUAUCAGAGAUAUAGUAACGUAGAUGGCACAAUAGAGAAAGGCUCAAGCUCCACUCAUUCUGGCAUUGUAUGGUAUGAUUGUCGUGGCGACGCCCUUCUACUCCAAGAAGCUGACCUUGUGGGCAUCAGCAAGCCCAAAUCACAAUUGAUUCAGUGGCUAUUGGAUGUAGAUCCUCAACUCAAGGUCGAAGAGCUUUUAAAAGACAUGAUCCAACAACUCUUUGAAGAAUUCAGGCUACCACUCCCACAAGGAAUGGACAAUAUGAAUACAAAUAGCUUGAAAAGGAUAAUUAAUGAUUUUCUGCAGCAGAAGAGCCAAAUAGUCCUAACAACGAGAAAUCUUGACUUAGCCUCUUUCGCUAGUAAAGAAUAUCAUGGUUCUGUUUAUACUCUCCAACCCUUACCUUGCGAACCUUCAUGGGAGUUGUUUUGCAAGAAGGCAUUUCAAGGGAAUCCUUGUCCCUCGUAUUUGGAAGAUCUUUCAAGAGACAUCUUGAAAAGAUGUGAGGGUUUACCACUUGCAAUUGUGGCAAUCGGUGGUCUUUUAUCAACAAAGGAGAACCGUCUUGACGAGUGGGAGAUGAUUUACCGCGGCCUUGGAGCAGAACUAGAAAGCAAUGACAAACUCAUGAGCAUGAAAAAAAUACUGUCCCUCAGUUACUUUGAUCUCCCUUACUAUCUCAAGUUAUGUUUUCUAUAA
This is a messenger RNA of Rhododendron vialii, 1101 nucleotides long. Its product is annotated as putative disease resistance protein At1g50180. The record is from RefSeq and is a predicted model, not a curated record. NCBI's taxonomy places the organism in Eukaryota, Viridiplantae, Streptophyta, Magnoliopsida, Ericales, Ericaceae. Gene Ontology annotation, biological process: defense response to other organism. The transcript is spliced from 3 exons. Bases 1 to 1101 code for a protein of 366 amino acids. Gene Ontology annotation, molecular function: ADP binding.